Molecule: messenger RNA, 189 nt
Organism: Penicillium cinerascens
Lineage: Eukaryota; Fungi; Ascomycota; Eurotiomycetes; Eurotiales; Aspergillaceae
Exons: 1
Coding region: 1-189 (62 amino acids)
Source: RefSeq, a predicted model, not a curated record
AUGAUCCCAUACCAGUACUGUAAGAUCGAGCUGUACUCCAACUCGAUUCGCCGAUCGUCGAUUGCAAUGACGAGCGAGUCCAUGGGCAACCUCGGCAAUGUGGAGCAGAUCACGCCAGCUCGCCAGUCAACUGGCAGCGUUGCCAAUCGCGCUGCUCAUCUUGGGGGCGGGCAUUCUACUCUCGUAUAA